Messenger RNA from Thamnophis sirtalis, 2570 nucleotides. The record is from RefSeq and is a predicted model, not a curated record. NCBI's taxonomy places the organism in Eukaryota, Metazoa, Chordata, Lepidosauria, Squamata, Natricidae.
UCCAGUUGAAAAGAAGGCUUAUAUCCGACUGUCCUAUGGCUGGGAGGAAAAUGUCAGCUACGAAUAAUUUUCUCUCUCUUGGUAUAUUUGUGAUAACCUUAUGGAAUUUCACCCGCUCAGCCGCAGAAAGUGGAUUUAUAGCAAACUACUCAAAGAGUUCUCUGUUUGCUGUUCCCAAUGAUUUAUCAACGCAAACCACAGUUCUGGACCUGUCCGCUAACAGUAUAUAUAAAUUGGAAAUCUCUCAUUUCCGUUCCCUUCCCAGCUUGCGAGUGCUAAUUCUGUCUCACAAUUCUAUCAGAGAAUUGGAUUUUGGGGUUUUUCGGCACAACAAUGUCUUAGAGCACCUUGACGUAUCUCACAACGCACUAAGGGAUGUUUCCGGUUUUCCUGUUAAAAGUCUCAAGCAUCUAGAUCUCGCUUACAAUGACUUUGCCGCCAUCCCAUUCUUCCCCAAAACGACAAAGCUGAAGUAUUUUGGAAUUAGCGCAAGAAACCUUUCGAAGGACAACGCUCUUGUGCCUUUACAACUGGACACGCUGUUUCUGGACUUAGAAAAUCUUGAUGAAUACAGGCCAGGAAGUUUUCUAGCGUUCGACGCAAAGACCGUUCGGAUUGUGCUCCCUCGAAACGCAAAGCUUCGCAUCCUCCCGGAUCUGCGGCUCAACGGUACAGAAAGUUUAGAACUUUCUAAGAUCCCCUUGGCGCAAGCGGAAGACUUAAGAACAUUUCUGGCGAGGCUGGAUGAAAAAAGCACAUUGGUAAAUCUAACCAUCGUUGAUACGAAAUUCAGUUGGAGAGACCUCGCUGGCACCUUUAAUGGAGUGGGGAAAUCCAGCAUUAAUCAUUUAACCGUUUUAUACCCAACCAUUACUACAUUCGACGCGGGCCCUUUUAAAAAUGCCGCUCCCGCAUUGAAAAGUUUAACCAUCCAAUAUGUACUUCUUGACACGGCAACAUUUGACCAAAGCAUUGCGUACUCAACUUUUGCAAACUUGAACAUUGACAGCUUUACUAUUUCUGAUUCUGGCAUAUUAUAUGUAUAUUGUCCUGAAACACCCAGUAGGUUUAAGUAUUUAAAUUUUAAAAACAACACGUUGACUGACACUAUGUUAAAAGGUUGCAAAAACUUAACUCUGCUGCAAACGCUCAUUUUACAAAAAAAUAGGCUCGAGGACCUUACCAAAGUCAGCUUCAUGACAACGAGCAUGACGUCUCUGAGUUAUAUGGACGUAAGUCAGAAUCAGUUGUACUACAAAGACGGGGAAAGCCAAUGCAACUGGGGGGAACGCAUAACUAAGCUGAACCUGUCAUCCAAUAAGUUAACAGACGCCGUCUUUAGGUGUUUACCGAACAAGAUCCAAAUGUUGGAUUUACACAGUAAUCAGAUUUCAGCCGUGCCGAAAGACAUCGUGGCCCUGACGGCUUUAAAGGAGUUAAAUUUGGCUUCGAACAGACUCGGUGCCUUUCCCGGAUGCGGCCAUUUUGGAAACCUUCAGGUGCUUAACGUCGAAAAUAAUUUCAUCCUCGACCAGUUUUCUGAAUUCUUCCACACCUGUCGGAAUAUUCGAAGGUUAAAAGGGGGACGGAAUCCCUUUGGGUGCCACUGCGAAUUAAGGCAGCUCAUCAAUCUUCAGAAACAAGAAUCGGUGGCCUUAGUUGGCUGGCCUGAGGCUUAUUGGUGUGAAUAUCCCAGCGAUUUAAGGGGGACUCUCUUAAAAGACUUCCGCAUUUCUGAACUUGAGUGCAACGUGGCUCUCUUGAUUACCGUCGUUUUAGCAGUUUCCCUGUUCGUAAUCGCUGUCGUCGCCUUCCUCUGCAUCCGCUUCGACCUUCCUUGGUAUUUCAGGAUGAUGUGUCGUUGGAGCCGGGUGAAACACCGGAUCUGGAAGAAUAAAUCGGAAGAGAUCCCCGAGAGCAUCCAGUACCACGCGUUUGUCUCCUACAGCGAGCAUGACGCCAAUUGGGUCAAAACGGAGCUGAUCCCCAACCUGGAGAAGGAAGAAGGGUCCCUAAGGAUCUGCCAACACGAGAGGAAUUUCAUUCCAGGGAAAAGCAUCGUGGAGAACAUCAUCGACUGCAUUGAGAAAAGUUACAAGUCCAUCUUCGUGCUGUCUCCCAAUUUCGUGCAGAGCGAAUGGUGUCACUACGAGCUGUAUUUCGCUCACCACAAGUUAUUCAGCGAAAACGCCGACGGUUUAAUUCUGAUUUUGUUGGAGUCCAUACCGGCCUACAUCAUCCCUGCCAGGUACUACAAACUCAAAGCUCUCAUGGCCAAGAGGACCUACUUGGAAUGGCCAGAAGACAAAAGGAAGCAUGCAUUUUUCUGGACUAAUCUUAGGGCAGCUCUUCAGGUUAAGUUGGCCAACCCUGAAGAAAUGAAAGAGCUCUAAGGGAAGAAUGCCAACGGUCAAACACUUCGGUGUUCAUCGGUUUUUUAAUUAUAGAAAAAAUAGCUUUGGGUAGCGUAGUUACAAAAACCAAGUUCUCUUUUGGGCUGUGACUUAAAGAGAGGUGAGGAAAGGUAAAGGUUUCCCUCGCACAUACGUGCUAGUCGUUCCCGACUCUAG